AUGUCUGACGAAGAAAAUGAUAUCUUAUAUGAAGUUAAAGAUAGAGUUGCAAUUAUAACUUUUAAUAUUCCAAAAAAAUUAAAUGCAUUAAAUGGUGAACAAUAUUUAAAAUUAGGUAAAUUUGUUGAACAAGCUAAUGAAGAAGAAGAUACUGUUGCAACUAUUAUUCAAGCUACUGGUAAAUAUUUUAGUGCUGGUGCAAAUUUUGCUGAUAAAAAAUUAAUGGAAACUGAUCCUGCUGAAUUAUUUAGUCAUGAAUAUUGGUUAGCAAGAUUUGUUGCAAGAAAUGUUUGGUUAACUAAUGUAUUUAAUGAUCAUAAAAAAAUAUUAGUUGCAUCAGUAAAUGGACCAGUAAUUGGAUUAAGUACUGGAUUAUUAUUAUUAUGUGAUUUAAUUUAUGUUAAUGAUUUAAGUAAAUUUUAUUUAUUAGCUCCAUUUGCUAAUUUAGGUUUAGUUGCUGAAGGUGGAUCAUCAGCUACAUUAUUUGCAAGAUUGGGUUGGUCAAAAGCAUCAGAAGCUUUAUUAUUAGCAAAACCAAUUAGUGGACAAGAUUGUUAUAAUGCAGGAUUAAUUAAUAAACAUUAUGAAGGAAAAUUAACAACAGAAGAAUUUAAUCAAAAAGUAUUUGAAGAAUUAGUUUCAUCAUUUGAGAAUUUACAUGAAGAUUCUAUUUUCAAAAAUAAAGAAUUAUUAAAAUUAACAAGAGAUCAAUUAAUUAAUCAAGCAAAUUCUCAAGAAGUUAUGAAAGGUUUUUAUAAAUGGUUAGAAGGUGUUCCACAGGGUAGAUUUGCUCAAUUAGCUAUGAAAGAAGUUAAACAUAAAUUUUAA
Molecule: messenger RNA, 828 nt
Organism: Lodderomyces jiufengensis
Lineage: Eukaryota; Fungi; Ascomycota; Pichiomycetes; Serinales; Debaryomycetaceae
Gene: ECI1
Product: dodecenoyl-CoA isomerase
Exons: 1
Coding region: 1-828 (275 amino acids)
Biological process (GO): fatty acid beta-oxidation
Cellular component (GO): peroxisomal matrix
Source: RefSeq, a predicted model, not a curated record